CGGAUUUUUAUCGUCGACAAAGUGAUCUUUACAGUAAUACAUAAGUUAGUUAAAUAUUAAAUUUUUCUUUCUCACUGUAAAUCGAUAAAAAUGAAUUUUCGCAUCGGUCUGGUGAUCGUGACGUUCGCAGCCUUAGUGUUUUCGACGAUGACCGCAGUGUACGGUGCUCGGACCGCGGCGAUGUACGUCAAGGAACGUGGCCAAGUUCAGGAUCUGGAGGCGUCGGCGUCCGGAUAUAUUUACAGAACAGACGGACAGAGCCCGCCGGUGUUCAUAAAGCUCGGGGAAGGCAACGACGAAAAGUUCGACGCCAUACUAGAAAGUGAGUAUUACAUCAGUACGACGUUUUGAAAAAGUGUUAUAAAAACGGAAAACGGUUUUACAGUUCUCUCGAAUUCCGAAUAGUUUACAACCGACUUCAAAAUAGAAGGUCCUCUAUUCGUAAUUGGGUGAUGUAAUUAUUUAAUAUGUUUGCGCAUAACUCCGUUAAAUUAUAAAUUUGUUUGGAUGAAUUUAUUUUUCAAAAAAAUAUACAUUCCAGAUAAUCUUUUUUUUUUGUACUUCGGAUAUAGUUGGUGUGAAACGGAUUAUGUUUUGAUUUUUCAAACGGUUUUAAUAAAAAUUGGGAAAACUUACGGCGUUAAUCAUUUCAUUAUUUUAAAUUUGAUCGAUUUUUGUUUUCUACCAGAAAUCUUGCUCAAUAUUUUAAGAAUAGCACAUUUUCUAAAAGAAAAUGUUUUCUAGUUGGUAAAUUAGAUAACUGGUUUUUAAUUUCUGGGUAGUUUUCUUAAUAAUUGGGACAAACCCGGAAAAAACAUAGGAAGCACGAGAAUGUUUACGGUAUUAAUGGUUUAAUUUUUUUCGGAUUUUUUUUUGUUUUAGUUCGGUUAAAAAUAAUCGUAGAGACCUGGAUUUUUCAUAGAACAUUUUUUUUAACCUUUUCCAAAUGUGAUUCGUUUUUCAUUCAUCAAUAUCAUCAGGGGAAAUUGCAAUUUUAUUUGUACUUAGCUAUUCGUUGAUCGUAUCACAUGCCAUGCAGUAAAUUUAAUUUAUAAGAAAUUGUGUAUUUUUAAUAAUAAUUGUGCUCAUUUUUAAAAAUAACUAAGUUGAAGCUCAAAUUGUUAACGAUAUUGUAAAACUAUAGGUAAUUAUUAUUUUAAGGAAUUUGCAAUAAGAAUUAUUUUGGGAUUAAUUAUUAGGACACCCAACCUCCCCCCCAAUCAGGUUUGUGUACUACUAAUAGUUUUAGCACCCAAUAUAAUUUAGGUCUAGCCUAAUAUGUCGGUAUUGCAGUUUUUCGCGAAUACCUGCAAUUUCAAAAAUAUUUCACCGAAAACGAUUCAAAUUACACAAUUUUAUCAUUUUAACAAAUUGGUUACUGAAAUAUUUUACUCAAAUAGCGAACAAGAAUCUCUACCUACCAUAUAUUUCCAAAUAAUACAUUAUGCAGGUUCAUCCAAAAUAACGUCGAUGGACUGUAAUAUUUUCGCUUCGCAUGUAUAAACGUAUUUAAAUAGUUUGAAUAGUGAAGUGGGUGCAUUCCAUUUUGGAAAUUCGUACUUGGAAUAUUUCAAGUUUAUAAUAGACGCACUAUUCGAAUAAUAUUAUAAUUUAUGCGAAAUCAAAGUAUACACACCUACAUGCUGACACCGUUUGAUGAUGGUAUUUGUCGAUUUUCGCACACACCGAAAACAACUGUGUGUCUAAUACUGCACCUACACCUAGCUGCCUACCACCAUACUUUUAACACCGGUUAUUGUAAUAUAAUAUAGAGAAGGACGUUUUAUUACACAAGUUUUAGCCGAAUUCGGAACAAUUCGAAAACUUUAUCUUGUAUAUACCUACCUAAAUAUAUAUAUGGGAACAUGCGUAAUAAUAAUAUAAGCCCCUCAAGUAGAAAACUCAAAUCACAUUACAUUUACGCCGUCGACGGCGCCAAUAACUUGUUAACAGAUCGGGAACUUAAAUAUUGAUGUAAUAAUAGUCCCCCUGGUGCAAUUUCAACGGUUAUUACUAUUAUAUUUUUUUUUUUUUUUUUUGCAUGCCGAUAACCUUUUCGAUAAAGAUAAAAACGAAAUAAAUAAAACAGUUACGAUAUUACAAUAAUAUUAUUAUAUACGGCUUUAUUCGCAGCAUCCGAUCGAUAUUAAUCGGACGAAACGAUUAUACAAACAAAUCCUAAUAAUUAAACACGAACGCGAAGAUCAACGGAUGCAAUAUGUUCGAUUGUGGUUAAAAUUCUUAGAGAUGUAUAUUUUUAAAUAUGCUCUUUUUUGCCAGCAUCAUUAUAAACAAUUAUAAUUUCAAAUUCGUUUAGUACAUUGAACGUUUUAAUCACAACGACUUCUUAUUUGCAUCUAUCUUAUUACUUAUUAUUGUAUGAAUUGGUGAAUUUUGUUAAAAAUAUGCGUCGAAUGGCUGUAUCAACUUAUAAGUAAUUUGAAAAAAAAUUAAUUCCGUCAAGUUAUUAGGUACUGAUAAAUCGACUUCCACGUAUCCAACGCAUUCUAAUGGAUAAUAAAUAACUUCAAAGUUACAGAGUUGCUUAAAUUUUGUCAUUUUAUUACUAAACAGAUUUAAAUAUAUUAUAGAUCAAUAUUAUGAUAGAUUCAUAUCGGUCUAUACAUAUCAAAUUAAUAUGAUAAUUACUUUUUUUUAAAAAUAUUUUUGAUUUCAAAUUAUGAUUAUUUGAUUUAAAAGAGGAAAACGAACAAAAUCCAAUUUUAAAUAUGUAUCAAUCUGUUUUUUUUUCACAAAAUAAAAAUGCAUAUAAUGAUCGAUUAUUAAUGAUAAUCGAGAUUAAAAAUUAUUAUCGAUAAUGAUAUGAUAUUUUCCAUCAUUGCUGCAGUAUUCGACUGUACCGUAACCAGAGGCGUAUUUAUGUAAUAAUCAAAAUAAAAAAAAAAUUUCGUUUACAAAAAAACCUACCUAAAAACAACACACCUCUCCUGAGUUAUUAAGUUAUAGAAUAAAACAAAUGACGUGAUAUUUGUUUCUUGAUUUAAAGUAAUAUUAUACUACCUAAUAAAUUAAAUAAAAAAAACAUAUAUUUACAUAUAAAUAUUGACUGAAAAAAUAAAAUAUAGUUUAAAAAAUUUAUCGUCGUGGCGUAAGUCAUCAUUAAACGGUUUUGCGCUCUUUCGGGUAUUACUUGGACUUGCCAUCCUUGAUGUAAUCCUUGAUAAUAUAUUAUUUAAAGUUCAUCUAGACGAAAUAUCAGAAAGCCUUGUAUCCUCUCUCCAGUUUAUGUCGUUGUAAAUAAUAAUCAUAAACAAAAAACAAACGGACAUACUUUACACGAUGGGUGAACCACUGCUGUAGGUGAUAAGUUGAGAAGGUAUAGAGAAAAUUUAAAGAAUAUCUGUAUGCAAUGAUUAUCUAUUGCAAACGAAAAACGAUUCUAAGCGGAGUACGGUUGUGCAAGUUUUGAAAGGCCGUAAUAUGUACGUAACAUUUAAUAUUUUUUUAAAAAUAAUACAUUUCGUAAAAUUUCCCGUUUUUACUACGUUUUUUCUCGGUUUUUCCCAUUUAUUAUGAAAACUCCUGAGAAAAUGAAAAAAUGACUCGUUUAAAGUACCAUCUUAGUCAAAUUUCUUUUCAUAAAAUGUGCUAAACUUAAAUAUUAGAGCAAAAUUUCUGGUGAAAAGUUGUUCACAGAAAAAAAAAUUUUUAAAAAAUAAACAUCAUUAUAAAAUCAAUACAUUUCUCGCUCCGCUCAAAAUCUAAAAUUUGUGAUUUUACAAGAUACGAUGAUAUAUACGUAUUACAAACGUGAUGAAAACACUACAUAUUUUGAUUCCCAAUAGAAAUAUGUCUCGUAAAUAAUGUGUGUAACUUAAAAUUAAAUUGAAAAAAAUACGUCCUAGGAUGUUGUACCGAUUUUUCAGUUUUCCUACGUUUUUUUCCGAUUUUCCCAUGUUUUAUCCUGGUUUAUCAAAUUUAAUGAAAAAACUCCUGAGAAAAUUGAAAAAUGUCUUCUCUAAAGUACUUCGCAAGUAAAAUUUCCUUUUAGAAACAUUGCUAUUAUUAAAAGUUAGAGCAAAAUUACCGAUGAAAAAGUUGUGCACAGAAAAAAUGAAGGUGGUAAUAUAUUUUAAUUAAUACCUAACCUACAUUUCUUGUAUUUUCUCGUUUUUUUUUUCGGUUUUUAAAAUUUGCUGGAAAAACUCCUGGAAAAAUCAAAAAAUUAUCUCCCCACGUCGAUUUCCUCUCAGAAAAGGCGCUACACGUAGAAAUCCGAGCAAGUCUUCUGGUGGAAAAGUUGCGCACAAAUUAAAAAAAAAAAAAAUAAAUAAACAUCUUUGUAAAACUAUAAGCUUCUUGAGCUCCAUUCAGAAUCUAUAAAACGUAAACGGCAGUCGAAAGAGAUGAGAUAAUAUUAUUAUAUUACGAUUUUCAUUAGUUUAAUAAAUACGUAAUUUUUCUACCGAUCCGGGGGUUGUAAUUUGUAUUUGCGUUAUUAUUAUUAAUAUUAUAUAGUGCUCGGUUAAUUUAAUUGGCUCGCAUUUCAUUGUCAUCGUCCGCGUGAAAUAUUAAAAUAAUAAUUUCGAAAACGACCAUCAAUAAUAAUAACGUCAAUAUAAUAUAAUGUACUCGUAUAUAGUCACAUUUGAGACUAAACUCUCUCGACUUUAUAAUAACAAACUCGGAUAUAAUUGAUAGUAAUUAUCGUUAUAAUUAAAACGGAUCGGUUCGUAUAUUAAAACUGCGAUUAUUAUUUAACUACAAUAGGUAUAUUAUGAUAUUUUUAUAACGAUGAUUUUUUUUAUUAUUUUUCUUUUUUUGAUUAAUUAUUCGCAUUCAAGUUUUAAAUAAAAAUAAAUGACAACAUUUCUAUGCACUAAAACAGAAUACAAUUUUUAAAAAAUUAGACAGUUUCCAGUGUAAAUAGCUUAAAAAUCGCCAGAUUUUUUUAAAAUUGUAACAGAACUAGAGAAGACAAAUAUAAGUAUUCUGUAAUCAUGUCAGAUCUCCACGUCUAUUAUGUUCGACUAAAUUGCAACAAAAAAAAAAAAAUCGAAAAUAACAGAAACCUUUUUGACAUAAAUCAUCCCGUUUCGCAAACUAUUUAUCUUUGGUUUUCUCAGUUAUAAAAAAAAAAAAAAAAAAAUACAAGGAAAUAUUUGAUUUCCUGGUUUAUUUAAAACCACUUUUCUAAAUGAGCCGACUAAACUACACACUUUGCUGUUAAAAGUCACCCCUGAAAUCGACGAUAUAAGUUCAGAAUCUAAAACAAAAUUUAAAUUCACAGAGACCUUAUUUAUUACGUAAAUUAUUCCAUUCCUUCUAAUCAUCACGAAUACUACAAGAAAAAUCAAAAAAAAAUCACCUUUACAAUAUUAGAAAAAAUUACAAAACACGACGUUGACGAUAUUGGAGCAACGAUUCUGGUCGAAAUUUUUAACAAAACUGACAAAAUAAAAAAAAAAAAACAUAUACUAUCAUUAUAGUAAAAACCAAUACGUUCGCCCAGAAACUAAAACCGAAAAAUGCAACAAAAUCGGUUCGGCGGAAUGUAAUGUACCGCAGUCUGUGGUAUAGUGUUCAAAGCGGCACUAAAUGUAAUGAUAAUAUUAUUCCUAAACACCUGGCGUUCGUUCGAAUAAUAAUAUUCGAGCAUUAAAACGUGUCGGUUUCGAUACAUAAUAUGUGUGCUCCGGCAAGGCCUAUUAAUAUAUCUUUAUUACCAGGGCCGCGUAUUUUUUAUAUUAUUAUCGUGUUUGACGUUUCGUGUUAUUUUCAGCGUUCCAAUAAUGCUGCUGCAAUUGCCAAUUGUUUCGACGCGUGACGGAACAAUAGUAUAAUACGUGUGACCCGAGCAGUAGCGUAUUUACAGGUCAUUUUUUAGGUGGUACAAAAAUAAAGUUUAAACGGAUGGUUAACGCUGUAAAAGUUGAGUUCCGAUUGGGAGGGAGGGGUAUCCUCACCCGUGAAUACGCCACCGGACUCGAUCAGCGGUGGCGGUGGCGGCCGAAAAAUAUAGGCCCCGAAAAUGCAAUCGAAAAAUGUACGAUUCGACGAUAGUGGAUAUUUAACUAAAACGAACAUUUUUGUAUAUUUAUCGACUAUAUGUAUAAGAAACAGAGUCGAUAAUUUGUGAUUUUUGCAAGCUAUACAUUGGUUCUUCAACGAAAGGAUUUUAUUUUAUUCCGUUCGGUAAAAGUAAAUUAUAACGCGAUGAUUCUUGGAUUCGGAAGUUUUUGAGAAUUUCAAGUGAAAAUCGAAAAAAUUAUGAUUAUGAUUGCGAAUUUAUUGUCCAAUAUAAACCCAAUGAUUCCCUAAAAAAAAAAUAAUUACUAAAAAUUAAAAAUAAUUUACCUAUUUAAUGUACUUACUAAAAUUCUUAUAAGUUUAAAAAAAAGUUUUCCAGAAGUAGACAAAUUUUCAUUUUUGACUUAGGAAUUUUAAUUUGAAAACAAAAAUGAUCUCCAUAUUAUAAUUGUAUUCACUUGAUAAUGUAUUAUGAUAAACGUACACUUUUAAGAAUUAAUUUUUUUAUAAUUAAUGUAGAAUGUAAAUGAUAAUAAUCAUUUUAUAUUAAGAAAACAAUAUACUUGAAAAUGUGAGUAAUAUGUAUAAAUCGUUUUUCCUCCUAUACAAAAAGGAAUAUAACAUGAAUAUAACGAUCUAAUAUUAUUCCAUAAUAAUUGAAUUGUCAAAAAAGGUCGACGGAAUAAUUCAAAAUUUUUCAAUCUAAAUAUCACUGUACUGGAAUAAUCUUAUUAGCAGAAAAGUAUAUUAUAACUACAGCAACGUGUGCUAACUAGGUUGUUUGUUAAUUUCGGUUUUAUCAAAAUUCAGUGGACGAUACUUUCUGUUUUGGAUUGUUUGAAUAACUUUUAUAAUUGUAUUGUCUGUGAACAAAUUUUCGACUUUCGAAAGAAUUAUCGUCCAGGUUGAAAACUUUCUUGUAGCAUUUCGGAUACAUUGAGAGGUAAUUUUUUUAAAAUGCCCUUAUACUUUUCUUAUUAAUUGAAUUACCUGCUAGAAAAAAAGUCAAGAAAACGGAAAUAUUUACGUUAAAUAAUUAGGGUACGUUCAGAUCAUUUUUUUUUCACAGUUUUAAUUUAGUCAAAAGUAUUUUUUUCGCAGAACUUCAUUUAGAAUCGCAUUUCCGUUUACCGGCCACACUUGCGACAGUUUUUUCAGACACGAGGUUUUUCUUAUAAUUAUUGUGUUUCGACAGUAAUACCUACAGACCAUACAAUUGCUGCCGUCCGUUUUAUCGCUCGACCGACAGUAUUAUUACGCUACGACGAGGGUUAAUGACAUUAACAGAAAAAAAAAAAUCCAUCUAAUUGCGACACAUGAUCGAUUUUUUUCCCGAUAUUUUUUUCUAGUGCGGCCACCGUUGUUUUCAUCAUCCGGAGAAAAGCGUCACGUGUUUAUUGUUAGUUUUUCACUGUCGUCGCGCGUAACGUUGUCGCCGAUUUUACCGGUUGAACUUGAAUGCUUCGCGCAUCACCGAACGUCGCGUCCUUGGCUGCCUUGGGUAAAAAUGACAACGAUUUGUCGUUACUCGUGGAAUUUUGCCGCGGUACAUAAGUGACCCGAAUCGAUUAUAUGAUAAUUACUAUUGCCGGCAAAGCGGCUAGGGCCCCUUUGUGUGAAUGUUUUAUUUUUUUGUGUGUACUAUUCGUUUUAUUACGUUUUUGUUUGUUUUAAUUGCAUUAAAAUUCGUAAUUAAUUAACUAUCCGAUCAGUCGCAACAAAGGUUACGUUCCACAAACACCCUCUUCUCCAACACAGCAUCCGCCAUAUUUGUCACCGCUGCUGCAGCCGUGCAGCUCCCGUUGCAACAGUUCGCAACAGCGGAUUGAAAUUUCUGUGUGAAUUUAUUCCGUCAUAAUAAUAUUGAGAAGAACUGUAGGUAAGUGAAAAAGAAAACCAUAAAGGCAAUAGUUAAUUUAAUGAAUUAUAAAUUAGUCUUAAAUAAAGAAAAAUUUUCAAUAAAUAUUUUGUACAAAAUACAAAUGUAUUAAAUUUUUAAAAUCUUUUAAUUAUAAAUAUAAAUUCGUAAAUAUUUAAAUCCACAAAUACAAAUUUUGACGUAAAAAUAAACUAAAAAGAUAAUAUGUGCCUUUAAAAUUAAAUUUUAUUUGUGAACAAUUUCACUCUUGUUAUUUUGUUUAUGAUUGUUGGCAAAGUAUUUAUUUUAUGUACAUGGUUAUAUGUAUUGGUUUGUGACAAUACAUCAUUUAAGAUACAAUUCAUGGGUUUUAAACCCAAAUUACGAAAAAUAGACUUGAGUCUUUUUUCAUAAACACAGUUUAUAUCAGUUUUUUAUUCUCCUGAACAAUAUUAAUACUGAUAUCUCGACAAUUUACCGUUAUUGGUUUUCGUUACUGCUAUUCUUCACAUUAUAUCAUACGAAUAGAGAAUUGACAACGGGUUUUAGUAAUACUAGUAUUUUUUUUCUGUUCUCUGCACUCACACUGGCGAGUUUCUGAAAUGCACGACGAAGAUAUGCAAAAUUCGUUCAAGAGAUAAUCCAUAGAGAUUAUGCAACAACAAUAUCAGUAAAGAUUUAUUCGUGCCGAAUCAUAGGUCACGAUCAAAAAUCUACGGUUGUUUUAGAUUCUAAACUAAGCGAGGAAUCUAUUGGUAUUACUGUAAUGUGUUUUUUGUUGUGUCUGUGAACCACUUUACAACCAGAAAUCUUGCUCUAAUCAAAAACUGUGUAGGUAUUUUCUUAUAGCAUUAUUGAUGCAUUGAUAAGUUCAUUUUUUAAAUCGUGUAUCAUGUUUUGUCGAUUUCUAAUUUACCUUGGCAACAAAUCGUUUUUCGUUAAUAAUGGUUUAUCAUUGCAUUUAAAUUAAAUUACUCCAUAUAUUAUUCUCCCUUCCAAAUUCCCUUUUAAAACACACCCAACAACAUUAUCAGUAUUUGUGAAUAUUAUUGUUUAUCAGUCCAUGAUAAAAAAUAAUAUGUUAUCGUCGUACAUCGUCGUUCUAAAUCAAUACUCUAAAUCACGUCAUAAAAUGCAUUGUGAUAAUAUUUGGUAGCACCUGCAUUUACUACGGAUGACACAUGCCUGAUUCGUUAAUGUUUUUCAUUUGUUUCCGUCAAUUGUAUUUACAUGUUAUCCCGUCAUCGUACCUAUUCGUGUCGCAACGCACAAAUAGGUUUUCAAUAGUUCGAAUGACGAUAAUAUAAUAUGAACGAUUUCUAUAAUACAAUAUAUUUGCAGGAAAAUUUUACAACCAAACAAAUUCGGUAUCCGUCAUCUAUUAUCAUAAUAAUAUGACGUGCAAAGAUAUGUAAUAUAAAUUUAAAUGUAUAUAUAUAUAUAUAUAUAUCGGGUGUCAUGUUAUUGGCGUAACUAGUAAAUUAAAGUUUUGAGUUGUAGAAAUCACCUAUUUGAUUCCGUAGUGUUACACAAAUAAAAUAUCGCAUAUAGGUACUCGUUGCCGCACGCCGUUUGAUCCGUCAACGUAGUGUCGCAAAUAUAAUUUUUUGUCAAUAUUAUUUUGUCUCGCUUUACACCAAUCAAACUAUUAUAUUAUGAUAUUAUUGUUAUUAUUAUUAUUAUUAUUAUUAUUAUUACUAUUAUUGGUAACUAAAUCUACUUACUUAGCUGUCUGUCGGCGAUUUGCAAUAGUCAUUUUUCGUUUUAAAACCGUUACAGUUGUCGUCCGAAAAAAAUUAAUAGAUGUACGUUAUCAAAAAAUUCCUAAGUAUAUAAAUUGAACAAUUUACAGUGUAAUAGAAUGAUAAACGAAUCGUAUUUCCCAAGAAGAUGUAUGUUCAUUAUAUUUAUAGGCCUGGGAAUGUAAUGUCACCUAAAAUUCAAAAUAUGCCCCCUUAAAAAAAAAAAAUUUUAUAUCCAAAAAAUGCAAAAUACUAAGUCCACUAAAAUAAAAAUUUUUUUUUUUUAAAUGAAAAAUUUUAAAACUAUGCAAAAUAAUAUUUCAUAUUCUCAUUCAAAAAUACAUGAAACGAAUUUGUUACAAAACAAGCUACUUGUUAUCAGCUGGGUUUUUGACAUUACUAUUACUACUGUCUGACAAUAUAAUACGAAUAAAGGUACCUUCUUAAUUGUUUCUUAUGCAUAAAUCAUUUUUGUUUCUAUAAAUAAUGAAGUCGAAUUUCAAAUUUGAAUGAAGAUAAUGACUUCCGAAUAAAAAAUGGACAAUAAAUGCAAAUCAAAUUUAUUAUUCUCUUUCAAAACUACAUGAAACGAAUUUAUAACAAAAUGAAUAUGGCAAUCUUUGGCAAAUAAAUACAAAGUGCAUUAAAAUUUCAGCCCUCAUUAUAGAUACCUAUGUUAGAACUUUUUAAACUUUCCGCUUUCGUAAUUUCAGUAUAACAUAUUCUUCAAAGCCAGGCCACCUGCAAAGUAACGAGAAAGGACACUUCGAUAAAAAUUACACUUAAUAGGUAGAUAUUAUUAUGGCCGCUCGAAAAAUAAAUUAAGGGACAAAUUUAAAUUUGUCCAAGUGCCUAACAAGCAAUAAUAAUCGCUUCGGUUUACGAAUGAUGUUUGACGGUAGUACUGAUGGAACCUAACAACCUAAUCCAACAACUGGAUAAAACAAAAACCCCAUUAAAAACGUUUGUCUGAAUGUGUGAUAACUAUUGUCUAUACAGUAUCGACUGUCGAUAAAUUCGACAUGAUUUACACUGAACGAGUAUAAUGAAAGGGAAUUAUUAAUAAUAACCCGUAGAAAUUUUCGAAAUAUCGGACGUUUUUUUUUAAAAUGUCCGGAACGUCCUUUCUGAGUGCAGUUAAUCCACUGUCAGACGUCGGAAUAAUAAUGAAAUAAUAAAAAAAAAAAUUGAAUUCAAAACGAUGAAGUAAUUUCGCGUUAUUUAUUCGGUUUACUCCGUUGUCAACGCCGCACUAACCGUGAAUGUAAUAAAAUGGCCGAAUAAAAACUUAACAAAUAGGUAUCCUUACCGCAAACACAAUGCCCAUAAAAUAUGUUUUUUAUUGUUUGUUAAAAAUAUAAAGUACAGGUACGUAAUAAUAAUCAUAUAUAUUAUGUACACAUGAAUAAUUGAGGUACGUGAAGGUGGCUGAAUAAUUGGAAUAAUAAUAUCAUAUUAUUACUAUCGACUAAUCGCCAGAGGCGUAUUUACAUUUUUAGUUCCCUUUCAUAAAAACACAUCUUUUAUUAACAACACACUGAAAUUUCGGGCGUUGCUGGGUCAGUGUAAACUGUAGGAUGGGGUUGGUAUUUAAUACAGACUGAUAUUUUACCAUGUCUUAAAAGAUUAUGACGCCCCCUUGAAAUGAGGCACCCGGGGCCAAUGCUCUCCCUGGGCCUCUCCUAAAUACGUUCCUGCUAAUGAGAGACCUAUAAAUUAAAAAGUGUGCGAGCGCGUUAUUUCUUGAAUUUACGGCAGAACAAUAUCGGUAAGGGCCGCGUGUGCUAUGGAGCGAACAAUAAUGAUACAUAAUAUUAUACCACCUUAAGCACAGAAGAGUAGUCGGACAUUUAUCUGUUAGUGGUGAUGAGGGGAAGGGGGACCAUUGGGUAUGGAAAAUUAAAUUGUAUUAGAACACAGCUGUUUUUUUAUUUGGAACAAAGCUAUAAUAAUAUACAGUUCGUAGCACAAUUAAUUAAAAUAAAUAAUUCUAUGGAUAUAAUGAUAAAAUUGACCAACGACGAGUCCCUAAUAUUCCUUGUUGGAUUAAUUAUUAUAAUUCUCAUUACUGUCAUUGUGAGUUAUUAUUAUUUAAAUUAUUUCUUUAUUAUAAUCAAUUAUGUACAAUUUUAAUCGACUAUAAUAUUUCAGUUUAUUUGUUAUUAAUUGUAAAACAUUUAAUUGGGUUAAACCCGUCUAUAUUCCGAAAAGCAAAUAAAUAAAAUGUUAAGUUACCGAAAAUGUGUGUGGAAAAUACAAUUACAUAGUCAAAACAACAAAUAAAAAAAAAAAAAAAUACUAUAAGGAUACACUAAUAUGGUUUUCACCCAUGCUUAAAAUAGCUAUAUUAUAAGAAUUUACAAUGUUUACUACUUUCGUAGUACAGUUCUUAAAAAACAAACAAUUUUUAUAUUCAACGCGUUAAUAAUAAUGUACAUAUUUGAAAAAAUGUAUCCAAAAUAGAUAUUAUCGUAUAUUUAUAUUAUGAUCUAAAAUGGAUAAUUUACAAAAAUAUACUAGAGUAUAAGCAUUUGUUUUGCUUUGUUUUUUUUUUUUUUUUUUUUAACAUGAACUUCGUUCAACCGUUUACAUUUGCUCAACAGGAUCUAAAUUAAUGUUUUUUAAAGCACAAGGUGUGCAGUAAAAAAUACAAAGUAAGAAGCUUGGAACAUCUAUGUGUUUUAAAAGAAUGUGUUCUUAGACAAAGGACGUUAAUGAAACGUUAAUCUCGAGGCAUCAAAAAUGUAAAUUUACGUCUCUGUGUGUAUUUGCAUGUUGGUGUUUUUUUCAUGUUUAACGAAAUCAACUCACAGUCCUGUAUUGUUUGUCGGUAUAGAUUUCAAAAGAGAAAAUGGCUUUCACGGGAUGCCGGUCGGCGGAGGUGGCCACGGUAUCAAACAGCAUGCAUCUCCUUACAAUAUACCAGUCGUCGGAGAGGAUAAAGUCCUUUACAGCGAUCACUUGGGCGGUGGAGUCGGUGGCGGAAGUUACGGGCCAAGUGCGCACCACUUCGGUGGAGGGAUGGCCGACGACUUUGAAGAUGGCAAACACGACUUGGACGAUCAUUUGGGACCGCUCGUGGACGAUCACGAUCACGAACACGAUCACGAUUACGACAACGGCGCUGGAUUUGACAUCGGAUCGUCGCCGUAUAAGUACCACCAUGACGUAUCCCCGAAAGGCGACACUCACGGCGUCGACGAUCAGGUAGGUUUAGCCGUUUUAAAAUUUUAAUACACGACGGUAGGCCUCACUCGCUUUUGAAGUCAGGACGUAAAAUUUGUGUCGGAACCUUGUCGAUUAAACAACGGGGGAAAAAAAGGUUAGGUUAUAGAAUUGUUGGUGACUCGAAACUUCGAAACUCGAGAAUUAUAAUAAUUCGAUACCGACCAACUCGCUAAAAUAGACACAAAUUUAUAUAAUUACUUAUUUGUUUUCCCGCGAUCGUGCCAUUCCGGCCUUUUAGCACUGACUUUGCUCGUCACGUAAUGACAAUACGGUACCAAAUGUCACCAAACUUAAAUAAUCGCCAAAUUUCGAGGUAGGCGAACUAUACAAAAGCUUAUGUAGUUAUACUCAUAAUUUAUAUAAUACGGCAUCGUUAAGUGCACUAUUCGCAACUGAAAUGUUUGCGCAGUUUUAAUAAUAUCAUGUAUGACGUUGUAACUAAAACUAUAGGCUUAUAGGCAUUGUAGGAAGUGGUGAUUUUCCGUCUUUGUCUAAUACACGCGCAACAUAGGAAUUUAGACGUGUUUUUAUUGCAACGUGCCGAUUGAUCCAUAAUGAAGCGAUAAUAUCGUUAAAAGCAGAUGUGAAUUUGUCACCAAGGCUAUUUUAGAUCGAUUCUCCCACAUUUUUCAUUGUAUUCCCUUAAACACUAAAAAAAAAAAAGAGUUAUUAAAAAAUGGAUAUUGUAUUGUUUGAGUAAUUUUUGUACAAAAAACCAAAAAGUAAAAAAAUCGAUCUCAUAUGGACUUUAUUCAAACAAAUUCAAACAUUUUUUUAGAAUUUAUAUCUGUUUACUAGAUCGUUAGACCAAUCGAUGCUUCGGAAUAAAAACACGUCUAAAUUCUUAUGUUGUGAAUGUGUUGGUUGCCCGUAAUUUACUGUAAAUAUUGUUUUGCGCGGAAAAAAAAACUAUUGAGACAAUAAACUUGAUUAAGAAAUCAAAUUUUCAUUACAGAAAUAACUUGUUCUAGUUUUUUUUUUUCGUUAUUACAGAUACGAAAAACAGUUACUGUAUAAUUACUAUAUAAGUUACUAAAUAACAUGGUUUCAUCGUGUUACAAAAAUACACGUAGAUGUUAAUAAAUAACAAAUUAAUUUAAAUUAUAUGCAAUGAAACUACACUAAAAUAAGUCAACUUAAUAUUAUAUAAACAUAAACUUUUCAUGCUAAUAUAGAUAUGGAGGAUCGAUAUUAUAGGAAUGAUGCAUACGGUGCAGAGAAUGGUUAUGGCCAUAACUUAAUAAGAAGUGGAAUGAGAAGGAAUACGAAAAAGAUUAUGGUUUUUGGCAUGGUAUAAAAAAGGGACACGAAAUAGUAUGUUCGGUAAAAUAUCAAGAACGAGGAUCCGUUAAGAAUGGAAGUAAAGAGCUUCACUUUGACGUCAGAAUAUUCGCUUGGGACGGAAAUAAAUCGACAGCCAACAUAUUAUUAAGUAUAAUAAUAAUAUGUUUUUCGGACGAAUAUAUUAUAUUAUGUUAUUGCAGUAUACACAAAACGGUGACCGAACAAAAGAAAAUGGAUAAAUUACAUAUAUUUAUAAACGAAUAUAUAACAUUUCGAAUGCAAUUCGAAACCGUCUCGCGUGUCUUAGAUAACCCCGCCCGCUAUCCGUUUUAAACAUUGUCGUUAUGAUUUACGAUUUCUAUUUUUCUUCGUCUUAUACAUAUUUUAACGCGUUUGCAUUUUUAUCCCAUUUGUUCUUCGUCCUAUAAAGCCUAUGUAUAUAUAUAGUUUCGCAUUUCGCCAAAGGUCUCGAGGCCAAAAGUUUCACCUCGCGCGAAUUGUGCGCGCGAACAUGAUUUAUGAUGAACGUCGACCGUUUUUCAUCGAAUUGCAGAUCUCGAAAAUUCGGGUUUAUAUAGUAUAUAAUAUAUAGUAGGUAUGUACGUUGCUUAUUGAUAAUGUGAUAUUUACAGAGUAUUUAUACGCAUACAUUUGUACAACUCUAAUGCUAUCUCGCCAAUGUGCAAUUACGAUCGAUAUAAUAAGAAAGACUGAUUUCUGAAAAAAAAAAUCAAAUAAGAAAUGUAAUGUAUUUAAGACUCUGAGUAUGUUUUAUUUAUCAAGAUGCAUUUUCAUUUCUUAUUUAUAUUUUAGAUUCUGAGUGGAAUGAAGAAACUUAUGGUUUUACAAAGAUGUUUAGUUUUUUUUUCCUGUGGACAACUUUUCUGCCAGAGAACUUACUCCGAUUUUUACGUGUAGCACCUUAUCUGAAAAGAGAUUAGUGUGGGGAGCUACUUUAAGAAGGUCAUUUUUCGAUUAGUUUUCCCAGAAAAUAUGAAAAACCAGGAAAAAACAUGAUAAACCGGAAAAAAUGUAGGGAAAACGGGAAAAUUGGUACAUUAAAAAAAUAUUAUUAUAGAUAAUAUAACAUAAUGCCUAUUUAAUUAUUUUAUCAUAAUAUGACAUAUAUUAUUGAAAAAGUAUCACUUUCAAUUGAACUUCAAUCAGAAUCGUUUUUUCGUUAGCAAUGGUUAAUCGUUGCUAAUAGAUAUACAUUAAAUAACCUAUACAGUGACUGCACCCGUCCCCGAUUAUCCCCUAGGACGCCUAUUUUUUGUUUUGUUUUUGUGAACGACAUUUGCAUUAAAAAUCUUACUCUGAUUUUCAAGAGUAGUAUCUUUUUUGAAAGCAAAUUGUAUUUUGUCGGUACAUCUGGGAAGUCAUAUGCGAUUUUCUUUUUAGUUUUUUUUUUUUUUUUUAUAAAAACCUGCGAAAAGAAGCAAUGAGGAAAUAUACGAAAGUAUUAAAAAUCUUCUCGGAACGUGGUCGAAGAAUAUUAUUCGAGUAUACAAGAUACUCCAGGCUGGUUGACUCCUUGAGCCGGGCAGGGCAUGCAGGACUUUCUCUACGCAUGUUAUUUCGGUAUACAUUAAGCAUCACUCAUCAUUGCUGUAUUGAUAUAGGCGAUAUAGUGGGUCCGCCAACACAUAUCCCAUACAGCUUUUGAAUUAUUAAAUAAACGAUGGUAGCAGUGAUGUCAUAUAAUGUAAGCACAGAUCCUCCACUAUUGUUGGUUUGAAAAGCAAAAAAAUGAGUUUACACGCAUAUCGUGUGUAUAAUAUAUUGUGAUUCACCGCGGUGUAGUGGAGUAGAAUUUUUACUGGUAGCUCCGAUGAUAUUACUACAAUAAUAUAAGCUCGUAUCUAAACGAAUACACAAAUCAAAAGUGUACUUACGACCACACAUAAAUUCCCGGAAGAUGUCUCAUAAUUAUGUAAUGACGAUUCAGCAUGUACAAUUGUGGACGAAAAACGAUUUAACCUUUUGAAGUCAUCAACAUUUAAACCGGAUCGGCGGUAAAAAAAUUGAUUAAGCGCGGUACUUCAAAGGUAUCAUUUCAGUUUUUUAUACGAGUGUGCAAAUAUUUUAUGAAGCAAGACGUCUCAAGCGAAUUAUUGUCAAAACACAUUUUUGAAAUGUAAUGUGGUCACAAAAUGUCAAUAAAAAAAAAAUUAAAUACUUUAGCUUGAAUGCCAUAAUGGACACAAAUUGUAAAAGGGUACGGCAAACACUCUUAACACCCCCUACUCCAUUCCGGUAUUUUUAUAUUUUUAUUCUUGACGAAUAACAAUCCGGUUAUGACAUUUAGGUUUGGUAAUUUUUUCUCUUCACAAAUAAAUUUUAAUUAUCUCUUAUGCUCUAUAACUCAAUGAUAAACCAAUAGUAUUUUUCUAUUAAUAUUUGAUAUAAUAGUAUUUGAUUAUUAUUAAUAGGUAUGUUUUAAAUUUAGAGUGGAGGGAGAAAUGUAUUGGUUUUGUAUUUGGUUAUUUUUUUUUAUAUAUAUGAACAAUUUUUCUACCAAAAUUUUGCACUGAUUUUUAAGUGUAGCGUCUUUUCUGAAAGAAAAUUUGACUGAGGUCGUACUUUAAAAGGGAUAUUGUUUUUAUUUUUGAGAGGUUUUUAUAAUAAAUUUGGAAAAACCAGAAAAAAACGUAGGAAAAUAGAAAAAUUUACCAAAUGUAUUAUUUUCAAAUUGUAUUCAAAUCGUAUUAGUAUAGUCUUUCAGAACAUGUAUAACCGAACUCCGUUUAAAAUCGGUUUUUUUAUUAAUGGUUAAUCCUUACGUAUAAAUAUACAUUAAAUUUCCCUUCUAUCUUUCCAACUUCUCACCUACAACAAUGGCUAACCUAUCACAAGUAUGUCCGUUUGCUUUUUUGUUUAUAAUUUGUUUUUUUGUUAUACAUUGAUGAACAAUUAAUUUUUAUAAGGUGUGGGAUAUUUUGAAAAUUUAAUUUUCUUCACUCCUUCCUCUUUCUUAUUAUAUACUUAAAGUACAUAUCUAUAACUACUAGGUCGUUUUUUUUUUUUUUUUUUUUAGAACUAUUACGGAUCGCCUUACACGUACAACGAGCACAAGUCGCCAGGCAGACACCACUCGAAGGAGGGCGGAUCGUUCAAAAAAGCAGGUCAUUACUACUCGCAUGGUUCGAAAGGUGACAGCGGAUACAAACAUCACAAUGACUUUGACAAGGGUAGCAUGGGCAAGUACGGCAAAGACGACAUGAAAGCCCACUAUAAAAAAGCGUCCGGGCACAAGCACGCACACGAAAACGAAGGCGAUCACUACGGCAAGCACACGAGUACCGAGCACGGAAUUAAGGGUAACAAGUUCGGAGAGGAGGCCAGCCACAAGAAGGGCCAAAAGACGACCGGGUUCCACAACGUGUACCACAAGGACGAGUACAACAAGGACACGAAGUUCUACGAUGACGCGCACAAGCACGGCAAGUUCAACAAGUACGGGGGCGCGCACAAAGAUUUCACGCACAAGGAUGGUGGCCACAAACACGGCACCCACCACGAGAGCGGUUACGACGAGGGACACAAGGGCAUAGGUGGUCAUCACAACAAGGGCGGUUACCACGAGGGACACAAAGGCCACAGCGGUGAGUCCGGUCACAAAUCGCACCACGACCACAAGGCCGAGUAUGACACAAUGUCCGACAACAAGAAGUAUGGCGAACACGACGACAUCGGCCAUGGUGGCGGUGGUGGCUAUGACUUUUAUUGAGAAGCUUAGCUAUGGCAAUAAAUCGUCGUGCUUCGGUCGAAAAAUUCUUUUAACCUACUCAUUAUAAUUUCACUGUAUUAAAGAGACUUGAUAGAUCAAUUCAGAACAAUUAAUCGACACAAUUGAGACACUCUAACUAUAUUACUUUAUUAUUAUUAUUAUUAUUGUUAUAUUAUUAUUAUUAUUAUUAUUAUUAUUAUUAUUAUUAUUAUUAUUAUUAUUAUUAUCAAUAUCGUUUGACGUCGUUCGGAACGAAUAUGUAUGCGUUUUGAUGGCAGUAAAUCGAUCAAGCUCGAACGAAAAUAUCCCUCCGGUUUGCGUACAUCACAAAUAUAUUCAAGAAACUAUAGAUUGCUAACUGAUGAUAAGAAUUGAAGUUUGAAUACGCCAUUUAAUUCGAGACUCGUAGGCCUUAUCGUAUACUUUUAUACUGUGAUAACUGUUAUUCUGUACAAUACAGAUAGUAAUCACGGUCUUGAUCACCGCGGUAACAAUGGUAAAAAUACAGAUAAACAGUUAUCGAAAAGUAUAUGAUCAGUCCAAAAUCAUAAUUGUGAUGUAGCGGUCAGCAAUCUAGUUUAUUGUACAUAAUUUUGUGACGUAGGUACAUGUAAGUACCCACUAGACUGCGGUUUCAUGCUGAAACUGAUAAUCGGAUUUUAAGGAGAUGCCCCGUCGACAGAAAACAUUUCACGCAUUUUUUUUUUACUUGAACUUAUGUAUAAUAUAUAUAAUAAACGCGAAUCGCAAAAAAUCUCGACGCCCAUGUAUAAAAUGACGCAGGAGCUCAGUGGCACCGAGACGACUGAAUCUUUCUUUUUACCGAAAUAAACUGCACUUGGGUCAUUAACAAUCAACUGCCGAACUGCACUUCGAACAAAAAAAAAAGCUUGAAGGAAAAGUUUUAAAAACCCUAAUUUCCCUUCCCUGCAAUUAUAUAUUUCCCAAGUAUACAGUCUUGAAAUACUAAAAUGUUGCAUGCUGAAUAAUGUUGUUAUCCGUUAAAUUAUCUUAAUCGAAUCCCAUCAUUUUUCAGGACCAUUGUACAAGAUUGAUAGUUUUUAAAUGAAGUUAAUUUUUUUCAAUCAGUUUUGUUGAAUCCCAAAUGUUCUCUUCGAAUGUUGUAAUUCGAAUUUUACCUUUGUUUUAACCCACGUGCAAUUUAAUAUUAUCCCUCGCUAACCUGGUAUUUAAAACCUGGUCGCGAACCGAAAUGGUUAAAAGAACUGCAAAAAUAUAAUUAUUCUCGUCGCUCGUAUUAUAAAUGUUCCACUGUUAAGUCGCCUGAAUAUUCAAAAAAAUAAAACAUAAAUGAAUAAAUAAACAACGCGAUAUUAUCCGAUUCGAUAUAUACGACCCGCGAUUUAGUGAUGUGACCUCGGCGCUUUUACCUUGUAAAUUAUACUACUUAUUUUUUAAAUUAAGAUUUUUACAUAACAUUAUCUACACUAUAUUAUUAUAUAAGUGGGACGAAAUGCUAUUGCGGUAAGGUUUCCGUGUAUAGAUUUGGUCGUUUUUGUAUU
Messenger RNA from Cinara cedri, 19356 nucleotides. NCBI's taxonomy places the organism in Eukaryota, Metazoa, Arthropoda, Insecta, Hemiptera, Aphididae. The record is from the annotation of a GenBank genome assembly.